Molecule: messenger RNA, 13973 nt
Organism: Formica exsecta
Lineage: Eukaryota; Metazoa; Arthropoda; Insecta; Hymenoptera; Formicidae
Exons: 17
Coding region: 3613-7476 (1287 amino acids)
Biological process (GO): monoatomic cation transmembrane transport
Cellular component (GO): plasma membrane; intracellular cyclic nucleotide activated cation channel complex
Molecular function (GO): cGMP binding; protein-containing complex binding; intracellularly cGMP-activated cation channel activity
Source: RefSeq, a predicted model, not a curated record
AGCCAGGCCGCCGCCAUAGCCGCUCCCCGGGCAACGAAGGAGGAGAAACCGGCGAACCAUUCUCUCUCUUCCUCUCUCCCCCCACUGUUUCUCUCCGUUUCUCGCUCUUUCCGUCUCUGUCCGACACUCCCGGGUGUCUGCGUUGCGGUGGCGACGUUUUAACCUAUAUAUUCCGGACUGGAAUUUUACCAGCGUGACUCGUCGUCUCGCACGCGUGCGAUCCGGGCGAGCCACCCGGUGGUUCCGAGUGUGACGUGUGAACCUAGACACGCGAAUCGUUUCCACGAACGGCGUGUGCAUUCACGUCCCGUAAAAUACGGUGCUGGUGACGAGAUCGUCGUCGACGAGGGUGACGAUGACGGCGAUGGGCACGGAGAGAGAGCGCGUGGACGAGCGUGCGAGAACAACGUGGUGAACGGGCGGCAUGUUCGAGUUUUCGUCGACAACGAUAAUAACGGUGAGGACACUUCGACGACGACGGUGGUGGUAGAGGAUUCGUACGCGACGUGUCGUCGACGUGGAUAACUGCCGUUCAUGUCGUCGGAUGCUAUUAAAGGCGCGAGAGUAAACGAUCAGGAGUGGAUUACGGUGAUGUCAGAAAAGAAUUGUCGAAGAAUCCCGACGAUUAGCGGACGACGACAACGCGGCUGGCACGAUUGAAAGAGAUGCGGUUCUUUCUAGAAAUUUGCGUUCACAACGUAAUAAUCGCCGGCGUGCGUAACUAACGUGUAUAAUGUCACGAUACUCGAUCGAAGUAGGAUACAGUGACGUCGAUGGUGAUAAUUUGACGGAAUAGAAUAAAAAUCGUGAGGGUAGUGAGAUUAUUCGCGUUAAGUAAAAAUCUGUAGUGAUGACAAUAGCGGCGAGUCGUGAACUUGAGGGAUGCUACAAAUUUUGUGCGCCAUAUCAGUGAGAGUAUGCGCUGCAGGUCACAAAUAUCAUUGCAUAAACGCAGUUCAUCUAUAAUUUGUAUCUACAUCAACGACGGUGUUAUUCGAGCGAUUAUUGUUAAAAUUUUAAACCAAGCGUGAUUAAAAGAGAUUGUCUGAUAUGCAAUUUGUUGCAGUGUAACGACCAAUAUGAUUACGUAGUCGGUACGAUGUGCAACUGCUGAAUCUCGACACAAUGAUGACGUAAAUGCAGAUACCACAGCGUGAUGGAUUUCGCCAAAUACAUGACUUUUUAAAUAAAAUACUAAAUGGUUAAAUGUACUAAAUCAUUAAAUGGACAUCAAUCAUGUUUACACGAGGCUGACAAUGAUUCUUAAAGCACUAUCACUUUUGCGCUGACGCAAGUAAGCGAAAAUUCGAGAAUCAAGAAAAAAAUACGUAAUCAAGGUCAUUUCAGAUAGAUCUUAUGAUUGAAUCGUAAGAAUUAGUGUGAAAUUUUUAAAAAAAUGUCCUUUGCGAACCGUAUAAUAAUAAUUGUGCGAUUGUCUGAUCGAGAUACGUUGCACAAUAAAACUCAUUUCAUGAGGCAUCUUAGAAAGUGGGCUUUGGUCGGAAGGAGAGUCCGUAGUCAAUAACGUGCCGCCGAGUGUCCAUACAGACGAAGUACGCACGAUAUUCGCCGGAGAAUUUAAUUAAGCGAGUCAAACACCCGGAAUACCUACGAGCCGACCGCAAAAAUUCUCGUCAGUGGCGAAGUCCAUUGCAUGGUCAGACGUCAUCGCACAAACGUCACGAGUGGUAUCGCAUAACUCUGAAGUUGAAGAAGCGAGGAUAAAAAAGCGCGAACAUUUAUUACAUUAAAUUUUGCGAAACAUCUCAUUUUCGAACGAAAGAUUUACGUCGAAGAGACGCGAUUUUCGUUUCUUCCGUCACGUUUUUCGAUGCGGCACUCGAGAGUGCAACGCUAAUCGCUGCGUCAAAUGCGGUGAAAUCGAGGAAAAUCAAGAGAUCGAUCGCAAAGCGAUAUUUGACGACGGUCGAACGAUUGCGGCAGCAUCCUGCCGGCACGUGCAUGGCAUUAAGCGAGCCGCCGCAAACAAUUGAUCGCGAUAAUUCGAUUGCCGGUGCAUCUGACGCCUCAAGUUCCGGUUUUCGCCUGUCCGAUAUUGUAUUAUACAGGACGUACAUAAUCGCGGCUCAUUAAGCGUUACGAGCCUGAACAGCGUCGACCAUUUGAUCGCGCCGCUUUGUUCGCCGAUGAUGUGACGACGAGGUACCUCUUCGCGAGUCACGUGGCCUUGACAAUUCUGUACGACGAACGAUUCGCUGGAGAAUUAAAGACGUGCGUCGAAGAUUCAAGCCGGACCGAUCGCGAUCCGAUUUCCUCGUCUCGCGGCGAUUCGUUAGCGUUUGAUCUGACCAAUCUCUCGUUUGUGGACCGACCGUGAAGCAAUCGAGCGCGACAUUUUCGGCUUGACUUGGCUCGAUUUACGAGAUACAAAUUCGUGUAAGACCAGUCUUCCGUUCUCGUGAAUCGAACGCGAAACGGAAUUUUGUUGCGAGUGUGCCGAUUGCCGUUACGUAUUACGUAUUAUACCGUGUAUUCGCCGUGAAAGUGCCGUACUGUGACGAAAUCGUAGUGCCGUUCGUCGAUUUUUGGCCGAUCCGACACGUCGAGUUCUCCUCGACUAACAUUCCAACGAUGUGAUGAAAACGGACGAUGUACGCAAACAAGAAUAGGUACCGUCGCGCUGUACAUCGUGUUUCGAGGACAAAUCUGUCGAUGGAUCGAAUGAAGAGUAUCGCGUGCAUCGGCGAAAGUGGUUGAAUGUGGAGUAAGGGCGAGAGGGAAGCGCAGCGGCGGCACGUGAGACGGAUGUCAUCGCUCGAGACACUUGUUGCACGUCGGCACGUCCCUUAAAGAGGGUUUGUCCGCGUCAAUAUCGGACCACCGGGCGUUCUUCCGGGCAGCGAGAAAGAGAGUGUGCGCGAAAGGACGAGAAACGAGCACGGGGCCUCGUUCGUCGUCGGUGCCUGGGCGUCGCGGAAGGUGCGAAGGUGCGAAGGGUGAAAUCGGAUGGUCGUGAAAUCGUGCGUGAUCGACGCCAUCGGGUUUAACGUAAUCCAGCGGCAUGUCGCUCGAUGGGAGGACGAUCGCGGACGAUCGCGUGGCGAGCGACGUCUUCUCGCGGUGCCUCGUACGCCUGUCGAUCACCGUUCGUAAAAAGUGCGCCGCCCGGAUCGCCGCCACCCUUGGUGAUCGUUAGCGCGAUCGUGCGUGCGAUCGACCGGCGUCGAAAGCGACGUGCUCGACGAACGUUACGUGGCAUGCCGCCGAUCGUCGCGCGACCUCCCACGGUGAUCUGCCGACGGGAUUGUCGGUGCGUGGCAACGCUCAAGCGGCUCGAUUGACAAUCGUGAGGAUAACGCGGAACGCCGGAAGCGGGACACCGGAAACGGAGCAUCAUUGGCGUGUGAAUCGCGCGCCGUAUCGUACCGGGGAUCAAGAGAGAGCGAUCAUGUGCUACGCUCGGUGACACCGGUCGCGAUUGUGCGCGGCGUUACCGUUAGCGGUAAACGUAGCCAGGAAAGAAAGAGAGAGCAGAGCUAUCACUGCGCGGCGGCUAUCACCACGUGGUGGAUAUCCCCGGGCGUGUAAUCGGGCGGUUUCGGCUAAGGACAAGAGGAAACGAAGACCGGAAGGCUGGAUCAUCUCCGUGGAAUGUCUUCGGGCGCCAAGCGGCUGGUGCAGUCGCUUAGGGGCCGGAGCGGGGGAGGCAGGGGCACCGGUGGCGAUCGUGCCGACGCCGGUGCUGGGGACGACAGCUGCGUCGGCGUCAGCGGGGCCAGCACGAGCGCGACCAGGCUAUGGCACUAUGACAGCGGACACGAGCUCGACGAGAUCUCAGUGAUCGGGGCUGCCGUCAGGGGAAACGAAGGGCUGACGACGCCCACUACGCCGUGCCAUUGCAGAAGCAUCAAGUACGGCAGCGGACAGACGCUUUGUAGCAUCGCCGGAUUGCCCCCCGCCCCCGCUUUACCCGCGCACAGAGCACAAUCCGGCGUCAUCAGUGGCGGUGUGAGACAUCGUCUGAGCGGCGGCUCUGCGUCCGCCCUGAGCUGCGGGGGCGAAAAGUAUCGAGACAUUAAAGGCGGAAGGACCGGCGACGGUCGAGCCGGAGGCGGUGGCAGGGAGAAGGAGGAUGACACCAAGAGCGCGGAGAACGUGUCCAGGGGAGUUUUACCCUCGAGGCAGAGCCUCUUGGACCUCGUCAGCGGUAAAUUCAUGGGCCGACAAACACCUACCCACCACUACUACCACCAGCAGCAGCAGCAGGUAUAUUCUGUGUCGCAGCGAUACUUCAGUUCGUCACGUGACUCGCUUCAAGGAGGAUACGUGAACCGGGGUGCAAGCGAGCUUGAUCUAAGCCGCAAGCCGAGAAGAAGGGACCACCUGAGGGGCAGAUUCAAGCUGCCGUAUACAGUUGCGCUCACGCCUUCGCGUGACCAAUCGCACCUGCACACACCGGCGUCGGUCAAUCAUCUCAGCAACGCCAGCUGCAACGGCACCGAAACGAGAUACACCGCGCAGCAACAGCAACAGCAACGCGGUAGUAGAGGCUUUCCUGGGCAACCUGGAUCGAGGAAUUUUCGCACGGGUGCGCCAAAUUGGUCCUUCAUCUUCGAUCCUGCGGGACGCCUCUGCUACUAUUGGUCAAUGGUGGUUUCCCUUGCCUUUCUUUACAACUUCUGGGUGAUCAUCUAUAGAUUUGCCUUUCAGGAGAUCAAUGGAGAGACUCGUUGGGUGUGGUUCUGCCUGGACUACUUCUCGGAUUUUUUAUACGUGCUCGACAUAAUAUUUCACAUUCGAACGGGAUACUUGGAAGACGGUGUGCUGCAAACCGACGCCACGAAAUUGAGAAACCAUUACACGAACAGCACCACGUUUUACAUAGACAUCCUGUGCCUGCUGCCCCUCGACUUUUUAUACUUAUCUAUAGGAUUUAACAGUAUGCUGCGAAGUUUUAGACUCGUAAAAAUUUACCGGUUUUGGGCGUUCAUGGACAGGACCGAGCGACACACAAACUACCCGAAUUUGUUUCGCUCCACCUCCUUGAUACAUUAUUUACUGGUGAUCUUUCACUGGAACGGGUGCCUCUAUCACAUUAUUUAUAAGAACAACGGCUUCGGCAGUAAGAACUGGGUGUUCAACGAUUCCGAGACGGCAGACGUUGUCAAGCAAUAUCUGCAGAGCUACUACUGGUGUACUCUUGCCCUAACGACCAUCGGUGAUCUGCCCAGACCGAGGAGUAAAGGCGAAUAUCUCUUUGUGAUUGGUCAGCUGUUCUUUGGUCUGCUAUUAUUCGCAACGGUGCUGGGUCACGUCGCAAACAUCGUCACUUCCGUCAGUGCGGCACGAAAGGAGUUUCAGGCGAAGCUGGAUGGCGUGAAGACAUACAUGAGGAUGAGGAGGGUACCGAAUCAUUUGCAGGUGAAAGUUAUCAAAUGGUUUGAUUAUCUCUGGCUGACGCAGAAGUGCUCCGACGAGGAGAAAGCAGUGAGUUGUCUUCCAGAUAAACUGAAGGCAGAAAUCGCGAUAAACGUGCACCUGGAUACGCUGAGGAGGGUCGAAAUCUUCCAGAACACGGAGGCUGGUUUCCUGUGCGAGCUGGUGCUGCGACUACGGCCCGUUCUCUUCUCACCCGGCGACUACAUCUGCCGCAAAGGUGAGGUGGGAAAGGAGAUGUACAUAGUGAAUAGGGGCCGACUGCAGGUGGUGGCCGACAACGGGAAGACGGUGCUCGCCACCCUUAAGGCGGGUUCCUACUUCGGGGAGAUCAGCAUUCUCAAUAUGGGGACCGCAGGUAACCGGCGAACAGCCAGCGUGCGCUCGGUCGGCUACUCGGACCUCUUCGUCCUCAGCAAGAAGGAUAUGUGGGACGUACUCAAGGAAUAUCCGGCUGCCAGGGUACGCCUAGAAGCCAUCGCUGUCAAGAGGUUGGAGAAGUACAAGAGAGCCCCUCUGGAGAAAGCUGCCAUAGGCAGAUGUCAGAGCACGCCCGGUUUGGUGGAGUCGCGGGGUCGCAUUUCGCUGGAGGACAUGUGGGUAUCGCCCCUCGACUACAAGACCCACGCGUAUUCGACAGCCGCCUCGUUGUUUUCGCCGAGUCCGAGUCCGGUGACAUCCAGGCGCGCCGUGCCAGACCUAGGGACCAUGGGCGACGCGAACGUUCCCCGAGGCGCGGAGAGCCCGAUGAGCGCGGCCAGCAGCGGUCCCAGCAGCGAGGAUCAGACGGCCAGGGCGCCGCAAUCGGCCGCCACGCAACCCUCCACCCACUCCGGCAUGACUUGCAACAGUAUGACUCAGCUGAUGAGCGAGGGCACAAUACCUUUGUUCGGCACGCACGAGUCUCUGCUGGCGGAGAUUCAGCGUCUCCGCGAGCGUUUGAAAUGUUUGGAGACCGAGAAGGCGGCAAUGAGCGCCAAGCUGAAUCAGCAACAGUGGGAGGUCGAGCAUCGGCUGGCCGAAAUCGAGAUGCAGAUCUGCGGGACGAGCUCGACCUCGAGCGUCGAGGACAACAAUGAGAGAAACCGAGAGAGGUACGACGUCGACGAUCAAGAGGAGCCGGACGACGCGAGAAUCCUUAGCGACACAAAGUCGAUCGGUAGCUUGAGCCAGCAUUUGUUUGAGAGCGACGAGGACGAGCAUUACUACGGUACCUGCAACGGCUACGUCUCGCAACCCGGUAGCAAGUCGAAUUUGCUGCUCUGCAGCGAGUGCGAGCAGAAGACACGUACCUGCACCUACCGACCGCAAACACCUGGCUCGUAUGCUGGUAGAUAUGUGGAGGAGCGUAUGGACGAUCGGCAUCAGGAGCCAGGAACCUCUCGUGCCUACAGAAGCCCGGUGAAGCUGACCUCCCCGCGCUCCUGCCACCAUCCGUCAGAUCAAGAUCGCGGGGCUCAGGUGUCGUCGCCCCGAUCGCAUCACUCGGAACAGUCGGUCCCGGUAACGUCACCUCGAUCCUACCGGACGCAAGAGCAGCAACGGCGCGGAUGGACCGCUAGGGACACGGACGAUCGAGACCGCGACGAGAGCCCGAUCUGCGAGCUCUGCCGAGGUAACGGCUACGUCGUCGUGCACUGCGAGCACUGCGACUUUUCCAGCGACGGCGACUUGAUCUGCUUCCGCUGUCAAAGCGACGAGAGCUCGUCCAACGGUCAGAUCUGUCCACGCUGCGAACGAGAGGCUGGAAUCGCCUCAAGAGUCGCCGGCGGAUCUGGCGCAACAACGGGCACGACGACGUCUUCCAGCGACGAGGGUAACAGCAGGUAUCCGGUGGACGCCGUGGUGAAGAUCCAGGUGAACGAUCGGACAAUCGACGUCGACUCCGACGAGACCCCCGAGAGCGAGAGCUCGAGCAACCAUCAUCCCCAGCGGGGCAUGAUGGAGAGGCUCGAUACCAUCGUCGAGACGAAGGGCGACACUGCCAGCGAGAACGACGAGGAGAACGGCGGCGGCACGAAGCUCAACGGUACGACUAGCGCCAGAUAUCUCAAUUACAUGAUCGUGCUAUUCCUGUAAAUAGACGACGUUAUAAGGAUAGUUGCGACCGGGCCGCGGCCCGUGACUUGCUGGGCGCAGGGUGAAAUUGAAAAGGCGAUUCGAAGGAAUGACAAUUGCAUAUUGAAUGGCAAUUUUCUUAAUUAACUGAUCCCGCAUUACAGUUUCUUGUAAAUUAUUAACUAUCAACUGUAGCGAGUGAAACUAAUUUUGCUUAGAAUUCUAGUAUUCUUUUCUAGCUGGAUUAUGAGUUUAUGAUUUCACUUUGACUCGGUCCAGCAAUGUUGGAUUUUCGAUGCACCACGAUCGAAAUUGCAACGGUCAGCGCGAUGGCGUACGCUAUUCAUCUAUGUAUCGAUGGCGCAAACAUCAGGGGGCCGCGGCGCGAGUCGCACUGUAAAUAAACUGCCACAGAAUAUAAUUGAUCCGUACGUUAUAGGACCGUAUAGGUUAAUUAAUAGAUAGUAUGUAAUAGUCAAGACGCAGAGUCAAAUGAAGAUGAAAGAGAAAGAAAGAAAGAGAGAGCGUGUAAAUUACGUUCGACGCGCGUAGUGUUGCCAUGAGCUCCGUGACGCAACGGUCGACACGUUUCGAUGCGCGACUCGUGGAGCGGGUUUGUGCAAAGAUUAUAGUUACUGUGCAAAUUAGUUAUCAAGAUUGGCUUCAUUGCCAAUAAUAAAGAUAAUGUCUUCGUGUAUUCAUAAUUGAAAUCGAAAAUUCGUACGCUUCGUUCCGUAAUAUCAAUUAUAAGUUACUUCGAAUGUAAGUGCAAACGAGUAAAAGCAAAACGAAUAUUAGAUGUAGCUUUUUAUUAAUAAUCCGUUAACAAAGUAACUUUGACGUUAUUUAUUUUAUUAACAAGCUCUAUGAUUUUUCUUCAAUAUAAUAAAAUUUAAUUUGUUGAAAUCAUUAUUUCGAUUAAUUUAUAAGAACAAUAUCAGCUGUUGAUUAUAUAAGUAAUUACGAUUCUUGCACAACUCUCUACUAACUCAUGUUCGGGACCAACUAAAGCCAUCACUUACAUCAAUGCUUCCGACUUUCGCUUCCACAUGCGAUCAUUUGUUGAAUAUCGCUUAUUCAUUUGGUCAACGAAGAGAGAUUAAAACAGAACUGCAAGCAAAAUCUUUCAUUCCUCCACGAUAAUCAACGAUCGUCGUCAUCUUCGUGGGCAGUGUUUUGUGAGACAGUCGUACCGAAUAUUUCAUUUUCCCAUAGCAAAGUGAAAGAAAAGAAGGAAGAAAGGACGCGUUUAAAGGCGAUAUAUACGAGCACGCGGAUCCAUCGAAACAUGAAAAAUAAACAGAAGAAAGAAAUGAAGCGAGAUCGUUCUCAUCGCACGGGACGUUUGUAAAACAUACGCGGCAGCGGUUUUUUUAAUAUUUAUAAAUCAUGGAGAGUAGCCUUUACUAUACGUGAACAUUUUUUUUAACAUUUAUCGCAAUUCCACGAGCAUCCCUAUAUAUCUGAAAUUUUCGAAAAUUAGGUCAAAACAUGGUCAAACAUAUGCUAGAGCGACAGAAAUCAAGAACGCAAAGAAUGAGGAAGAAAUUCGAUUCUUCUUGCAUUCUUCCGAAAGCGACGAUUGAGACCGGUAUAAUCUUGAAAAAAUAUCAAUCCGUUUUCACGAAUGAUAGAGGAAGGGAUUAUUUUAGCGUAUUUUUCACAAAUGUGAAAUAAAGACGAAAUGGGAUUCUUAAAAAAAUCUUUGCAUAAAAGGCUAUCAAAAGUAAAAAAUUCAAAAAGGUUCGAGGUCAUGAAGUAUUAUUGCUUUUAAUAUUAAUAGAAUUAAGAAAAAAUAACAAAUCGACCUCUUUUACGUUUUCGAGAUUCCAAAUUUGUUCGUUAAUUUGUCAAAAUAAGUUUAAUAAAAUUAUACCGGUAUCAAUUUUUGGAUUGAAAAAAGCAACGCGUGUAAAUCUCGCGGGACUGGGCUCAUGUCAUCUGUAUGAUAUUCACGCUGAAUAUAAUGAUUACCAUGUAAGGGAUUAUCCUUAAGAGAAGUAUCAGUAAAUCCGGUAAACUGAUCCCGCCGUGCUGCGAGGUCGCGGUAACCCGAAAUAGAGGGAAACAGUGGGGGAAAAACAUCGCGAUGGAUAGUUCAAUUUAAAAGAAAACGUAGCGAUUAAGUGCUCUUACUAUGAACAAAUAAAAGCCUCACGAGAAUCAAGCGUGCGUUCGACGCGAUUUCGAGUCACGCUGCUCGAGUUACGGCGCUCUCCGCGGCCGAGGGAGAACAUUAUUCUACUGCCACGUUGAUUUAGAACACCUCUGUAAAUUUGUUAGGGAUUUGUAAUGUUAGGAUGACUUCGAUAACUGUUGAGAUACAUUUACUCCCGUAUAUGCGGGUAUGCGAGAUCCCGAGGUAGACGAGAGAUUCGACAAGGAGAUUCGAGCCUCCCUGCCGGAUAUAUCCAAGACGAAUAAUUCACAAAACUCUCGAUGUCGAGAUAAAGCACUCGAUAAUGUAUCGCGAUAAAAGUGUUAAAAACUAUAUUUUAAAGUUAAAUCUUUGUGUUCAAAACUUUUGAAAGUCGCCAUUUUGAGCGUUUCAUAUUAUAUAUGUAUAUUGAAGAUGUGUUCUAAAGACUAAAGUUCUCGCGUAAUUAUCGAAUGAGAGUUAUUCUCACUUUAAAGUUUGUCAGAGAGUUUUAUAUACGGAACUACUCUCAAGAAAUAAAAUUUUAAAGCACAUUCAAAGCUUAUAAUUAGUUAUGCAAAACUCUAAAGAGAGAAAAUAUAUUACAAAGAAUUAUUAUUCUCUUACUUAUUCUUUUCUCUUUAAUUAUCUUUCUCUCUCUCUCUUUAUCGAGAGUUACUUUCAAAUAUCAAGAGCUUAAGAAAAGAUAAGAUAUUUCGAUUCUUACGUCGUUUCUCGAUAUCGCGUGUAGUACGAUUUUUGAUGUGCGAUUUUUGCGACAAUGGAAAAUCGAUCGAUAAAAAUGAGAAAGAAGAGAAUGAAAGAGGGAGGCUCGUUAUGAAAGAAUAAAAAUGCGUUUAAUCAGCCUUACUUAGACAAUUAUUACCUACAUUAUUAUAAAUUUAUAUGUAUGUAACGUGGGUGAUUUGCGUACGUACGUGUACAUCGGCGUACCUUAAUUACAAUCCUUGACAGUAUGUGCUGUGGACAACGAUAAUCUACGAGCAACGUGUGAUCGUAACACAUAGACAUGAUAUGUAUGCUGUAUAUAUACUUAAUUAUUAUUUGCUGUUCGGAAAAUUAACUCGGAAGUAUAUAUCUUGCGUUUAGAGAAUUUCAACUCUCCAUCCUUAGAAUUCUAAUCAUCUUAACGUAACGAUUAUGUGUAAAUAAUGUUAUUAGUGCUGUAUAUUUUACGCUGUUUAACUGGCUGUGAUAUUUAUAUGUUGAAAUUUUAAUUGUAUGAUUAGCGAUAACCUAUGUUGAUCCUAUUAAACGUACAAAUUACGUAUAUACGUUUUAUUAAUUCAGUCUAGCGGAAUCGCAGAGAUACCAGAGUAUGCAGUUACUUAUUAAAAUAUUUAUCAAGUUUCCAAAUUAUUGACAUUUUUUUCUAAGAAUCUAGAAAGUUAAUAAAGCAAGUUGGAGAAACAAUGAUAAUUUGCAUACUGUUGCAGAUAUACGCGACGAUGAUGAUAACAUACCAUAAUUUUAUUAUCAUAUCUAUUGCAUUAUCAUCAUUAUUAUUAAUAUUAUUAUUAAUAUUAUUAACAUCGGAAAAGUGUGCAAAUAUUUAUAAAAUAUACUUUUGAAUUGUUAAAUUUAUUAAUACGAGAUUUAAAUGUCAUAAUCUGAAGAGCGCGUCUGAAUUGAUCAAUUUACCAGCGACUGCGAUAGUCACGCGUUGCUCUGAGUUUAACUGAAUUGCUAACGAAAAUGUAAAAUAACUUUGGGAAUAGCGAGAUGUUUAUUACUGUUCGGUAUUACACGAAUUUAUGCGAUCAAUAUCAAUUAUCUCUCUCAAUGAUCAUUCGGAUCAUUUCUAUCAUAAUAACAGUUGUGCACGAUUAUUUGCGCGCGAUAUUAAGUUUAUUGAAAUAUUUAUCGGUGUUACAUACGAGCAACGUAAAUAUGUACAGAGAAGAAUGUCAUCUCAAAGAUUUACAUUCUUCGUAACGUCUGAGAUUCAUUACGAAGCUUGAGAUUCGUAACGAAAACUCGUUAGUGAUUGACUACUCGACUCUCAUCGUGCACUUGAUCGUCUCUUUUCUCUCAAUUCGAGUGUACGUUCCAUUGCCUAAUUACAUUUAAAGAUCAUACAUUACAUUCCAACACAUCUGCGCGACUUUAAUUUUAAUGACAGCUGUGUAGUCCUCUGAAUCCUCUCUUAGGAAAGGAGAUCAUAUCGAUCAUAAACAAAAGUUUCACGUAAUGUUUCGAUGAUUAAGAAUCGCGAUGCAUGUGUUGUUUGUAAACUUUUUAUAAAGCCAAAUUUACAAGUUUGCAUAUAUUUAAAUAGACAUUAUGUAGUUCGACAACCAAGUUUUUCAUGUAUAAUUGCUACGUGGAAAGUGUCGAUAAAAAUUCGGAUCAUUUUGUGGAUUUUGUCUUUUCAGCCAAUUUCAAAAAAAUAUAUAUUAAUAUAUAUAUAGAUACAGUGCCAAGUUUUUUAUAAUCCUCAAGUUGCACACACGUAUAAUAUCACUGUAUAAUUAUAUACCAUUAGAUAACAAUAUAGGAAACGUACAAAUAUACCAAAACACAUUGCGCGUAUUAUAUGUGCCAAAAAUAUAACUAAAUUUUCGCUAUUGUACAUUUAACACUUUUUUUAACACAUAAAAAUAAUUUUAGAAUGAAUACAGAAACGAACGUGAUUGUAUAUCGCGCUCCUCCAUUAGAACAAAGCCGAUUACAUCCGCGUAAACUCCACAAAAUGAUCUAGAAACGAUAGUAAUCGGUUUAUCUUUAAUAUAUAUUGCUAUUGUGCAUGCAGUGGAAUUCUGAAUACUUAAUACGAUUACGCUAUUUCAUAUCGGAUAACGGAAAUAUGUGUAGAAAUAUAUUAUCGAUAUUUACAAGCACACAUUUCUAAAAAUAUAAUAUAAAAAUUCCUUUAUUUCUCAUAUCUUCAAAAUUUUCGUUUUCAAAAAAGGAACACAAACAAAUAAAAUUCGAAAUACAAAUUUAAGCAUUGCAUUAUAAAAGGCAUUAAAACAUCGCUGUGAUGUUUGAGAUUUCGUAAUGAAAUACACAUACUAAAUUUGAAUAGUACAGAGGACGAAUAAUAUUAAAUGAGUCAUGUUGAAAAUUACAUCUAUAAUGUGAUUCAUGAUUCACGCGAAAGAAAGAUUAUUCUCUAAGAAACAUGAUAAACUCGACGAUAUUUAAUCUCUUUCCAGAUCAAAAGUACAUGAAAAGAUCAGUUUACAUCACAAAGAUAUAUACGAAGAAAACAACGAAUCUCUCGUUUUUCCUAAGUUGCAUAAUUAUGUGUAAUCACAAUCUGGUCUCAAAUCUGCAUCAUUAAAUAAUAAUAUUAUAGUUUAUUAUUUUCGACUUUGAUAUUGCUCUAAAUGUAUGAGACGGUUUAAGAUAAUUAGUCAUUAUAAUUUUUUAUGCCGAGUAAUAUGCAUGUAUAAUUUUUAUUUGUGCGACAGUUCUGAACAUUUCCGAAUCACACGAUAAAUAUUUUGUUAAAAUAAUCUUUCAAUAAACCGAACAACACACAAGUUUAAAAGGCAUUUAUUAAUUACAUGUGAAGAAACUAAAAAAUAUUCGAAAAAAAUUGGAAUCAUCUUAAUGUCAUUCAAAUAGUACAUUACGUCAUUCAACAAUAUAUUGCUUGAGAAGAAUGAAACAAUCUUCAUCUCUACGUAAAUUAACAUUUUCUUGUCCUCGAAUGCCACGUGGUCAAUAUCUAUGGGUAACUCAUAGUUAGUAUAUCAUAUGAUUUUUAUCCGAAUCACUUUCGAAAGAGAAACUUUCAAAACGCAUUUUUCAAUUUGCCGACCUCGAUCGUACGUCAUAGUGUUUAACACAUUGAAUGAUCUAUCUGAUAUCUAUAUAAAUGAAACAAAGGGAGAAGGACGAGUCUCUCGAUAAGGUUCUUAAUGAAUGGUUACUCAGGAAUAAAGUUAUAAUAUAAUAAAACAGUUGCGAUAUUAAAUAUUAACAUUUAACGAACGACCUUUUGUAAAUAUGAAUAUAAAAUACAUAAUUAUAGAUACGCGCGCGCGGCGCGACAAUUAUAGAUAUAUAUAUGAUACGACAUAAAUAUAUAUAUAUGUAAAAGAGAAAUAUGUACAGGGCGAUUUGGAAUAAGUAUAUUUCAGUAUAUUUCAGCGUCAUUAUACGACGAUCUUUUACGAUAAAACAUGAUAAGAAACUAAAUUAAUUGUACCAAAGGAUGCUAUUAUGUUCUCCAAUGCUAUUUCAUUUGAAAGUAUCUUUUAAAUAAUUCUUUUUCUGUAAAACAUGUCGAUACACACGACGAGUCUGAAUCACUCUGUACAAUUUUACGAUCGCCCCAAUAUGAGAUGAUAAGCCUGAUAGAAACGCGUACGUGGAAAAAAACGUAUAUUUGCGUGAAAGGAAAAAAAAA